This is a messenger RNA of Solanum dulcamara, 1718 nucleotides long. Its product is annotated as squalene synthase. The coding region runs from base 240 to 1475 and encodes 411 amino acids. The record is from RefSeq and is a predicted model, not a curated record. NCBI's taxonomy places the organism in Eukaryota, Viridiplantae, Streptophyta, Magnoliopsida, Solanales, Solanaceae. Gene Ontology annotation, molecular function: squalene synthase [NAD(P)H] activity. Gene Ontology annotation, cellular component: endoplasmic reticulum membrane. The transcript has 14 exons. Gene Ontology annotation, biological process: farnesyl diphosphate metabolic process; lipid biosynthetic process.
UAACGGACGAUAAUAUUACACCAUUAUACAUAGGUAUUGUCGUUUCCACAAAUUCAUCUUCUUCAAUCUUCAUGUAUUGCCAUUUUGCAAACGCUCUCCUCUACCAAAAACUCUCACGCCAUUCCCUCUCCUCCUUUCGCUUUCUGGAUUUGUUUUCUUUAUACAUCAACAAGUAUUUGUGUGUGAUUGGAUUGUGGAUCGGUGAUUGAUCGGAACAGUGUUUGAAUUUGUUGAGAAGAAUGGGGACAUUGAGGGCGAUUCUGAAGAAUCCAGAUGAUUUGUAUCCAUUGAUAAAGCUGAAACUAGCAUCUAGACAUGCGGAAAAGCAGAUCCCGCCGGAGCCACAUUGGGGCUUCUGUUACUUAAUGCUUCAAAAGGUCUCUCGUAGUUUUGCUCUCGUUAUUCAACAGCUUCCUGUUGAGCUUCGUGAUGCUGUAUGCAUAUUCUAUUUGGUCCUUCGAGCACUUGACACUGUUGAGGAUGAUACCAGCAUCCCCACCGAUGUUAAAGUACCUAUUCUGAUCUCUUUUCAUCAGCAUGUUUAUGAUCGCGAAUGGCACUUUGCAUGUGGUACAAAGGAGUACAAGGUUCUCAUGGACCAGUUCCAUCACGUUUCGACUGCUUUUCUGGAACUUGGUAAACUUUAUCAGCAGGCAAUUGAGGAUAUUACCAUGAGGAUGGGUGCAGGAAUGGCAAAAUUUAUAUGCAAGGAGGUGGAAACAAUCGAUGAUUAUGAUGAAUAUUGUCACUAUGUAGCUGGACUUGUUGGGCUAGGAUUAUCAAAACUGUUCCAUGCCUCUGGGAAAGAAGAUCUGGCUUCAGAUUCUCUCUCCAACUCCAUGGGUUUAUUUCUUCAGAAAACAAACAUUAUCAGAGAUUAUUUGGAAGACAUAAAUGAAGUACCCAAGUGUCGUAUGUUCUGGCCCCGUGAGAUUUGGAGUAAAUAUGUUAACAAGCUUGAGGACUUAAAGUACGAGGAGAACUCGGUCAAGGCAGUGCAAUGUCUCAAUGACAUGGUCACCAAUGCUUUGUCACAUGUAGAAGAUUGUUUGACUUACAUGUUCAAUUUGCGUGAUCCUGCCAUCUUUCGAUUCUGUGCUAUUCCACAGGUCAUGGCAAUUGGGACAUUGGCAAUAUGCUACGACAACAUUGAACUCUUCAGAGGAGUGGUAAAAAUGAGGCGUGGUCUGACUGCUAAGGUCAUUGACCAGACCAGGACUAUGGCAGAUGUAUAUGGUGCUUUUUUUGACUUUUCUUGUAUGCUGAAAUCCAAGGUUAAUAAUAAUGAUCCAAAUGCAACAAAAACUUUGAAGAGGCUUGAAGCCAUCCUGAAAACUUGCAGAGACUCAGGAACCUUGAACAAAAGGAAAUCUUACGUAAUCAGGAGCGAGCCUAAUUACAGUCCAGUCCUGAUUGUUGUCAUCUUCAUCAUACUGGCUAUUAUUCUUGCACGCCUAUCUGGAAACCGAUCUUAGACCAUUUCAGAUUGGUCUUCAUGAAAGAAGUCUGGUCAGGGAAGAAAGCACAAACUCUUGUCCAAUUAUGUAAUGUUUGUAUUAUUAUGUUCAUUUAGUGAUGGUCACCCAACAAGAUAGUUACGAAGCCUAUUUCUGGCAGUUAAGUUGGGUAUGUAUUUGUUUGCAAGCUAGGAAAGCAAAUUCCAAGUGUUGUAGAUUCGUUUUACCGUAAUGCACAUUUCGUUUUAAUAGUCUGUUCAA